CCAUGGUUCCUGAGUCACAAGUCUCUCCCCCACCUUAGCCACCCAAAGUGAAGCCACACAUACCCUCACGCUUUUGAGAUCUAAUAAUUUGACUUUGUUUCUUGCAGAUGGCUUACUUGAAGAUGAGAUGUAUACAUAUUUUCCUUCUGGUUCUGGGGGCCCUUGGCUUGUAUUUUAGCAUGUACAGUCAGACUCCUUUUAAAGAAGAGAAGUUUGUUUUCAAGAAAGACAGUGGGAACUUCCUUCAGCUCCCAAAAAUAGAUUGCAGGCAGAAUCCUCCCUUCCUUGUCCUGCUGGUGACUUCAUUGCAUGCAGAGGUAGUCGCUCGGAUGGCCAUCAGGCAGACUUGGGGGAGAGAGAUGGUCGUGAAAGGAAAACGAAUAAAAACCUUCUUUCUCCUGGGAAUCACAACUAAAGACCAGGAAAUGACAAUAGUGACCCUGGAAGGCCGGCGAUAUCAAGACAUUAUCCAGAAGGACUUUGUGGGCAUCUAUUUCAAUUUGACUCUGAAGACCAUGAUGGGCAUCGAAUGGGUCCACCACUACUGCCCUGAGGCUGCCUUUGUGAUGAAGACAGACUCCGAUAUGUUUAUAAAUGUCUACUAUCUCACUGAACUACUUCUAAAGAAAAACAGAACAACUAGGUUUUUCACUGGCUUCUUAAAAAUGAAUGAAUUCCCAAUUAGGGAUAAUUCUAGUAAGUGGUUUGUCAGUAAAUUGGAGUACCCGUGGGACAAGUACCCGCCUUUUUGCUCUGGCACGGGCUAUGUUUUUUCUGGUGAUGUUGCAAGCCAAGUGUAUUAUGUUUCUGAGAGCGUCCCCUUUAUUAAAUUCGAAGAUGUGUUUGUGGGACUCUGCCUGGACGAACUGAACAUCAAGCUGGAGGAACUUCACUCAGAGCAGACGUUUUUCCCUGAAGGGUUGCACUUUUCCACAUGUCGCUUUAAGAAAAUUGUGGCCUGCCAUUUUAUCAAACCUCCAGAAAUGUUGAUCUAUUGGCAGGCUCUGGAGAAUUCCCUGGGAGAAAUGUGCCCAUUUCUCUGAGGAGAGCCUAAGGGCACACCCAGACAACCCACAGUGCUGUUUGUUGGAAUCUGUUGGAUGGCGAUGGUGUA
Messenger RNA from Loxodonta africana (African savanna elephant), 1114 nucleotides. Its product is annotated as beta-1,3-galactosyltransferase 5-like. Gene Ontology annotation, cellular component: endoplasmic reticulum; Golgi membrane. The transcript has a single exon. Lineage: Eukaryota; Metazoa; Chordata; Mammalia; Proboscidea; Elephantidae. Bases 108 to 1043 code for a protein of 311 amino acids. The record is from RefSeq and is a predicted model, not a curated record. Gene Ontology annotation, molecular function: N-acetyl-beta-D-glucosaminide beta-(1,3)-galactosyltransferase activity.